This is a messenger RNA of Merops nubicus (carmine bee-eater), 690 nucleotides long. It is a transcript of the gene DNAJC9, whose product is annotated as DnaJ (Hsp40) homolog, subfamily C, member 9. Gene Ontology annotation, molecular function: heat shock protein binding. The annotation marks the transcript as partial. The transcript has 5 exons. Gene Ontology annotation, cellular component: cytoplasm; nucleus. The record is from RefSeq and is a predicted model, not a curated record. NCBI's taxonomy places the organism in Eukaryota, Metazoa, Chordata, Aves, Coraciiformes, Meropidae.
GCCUCGCCCGGCGAGAUCCGCCGUGCCUACCACCGCGCCUCUCUCCGCGUCCAUCCCGACCGCGCCGAGCCCCAGCACAAGGAAGAGGCGACGCGGCGGUUCCAGAUCUUGGGCAAAGCGUACGCCGUGCUGAGCAGCUCGGAGCAGCGCGCCGUGUACGAUGAGCAGGGGACGGUGGACGAGGAGGGCGAGGCGCUGAGCGGCGAGCGGGACUGGCAGGGGGGAUGGCGGAUAACAGUCAAGGAUAUCGAAGACUUUGAAAAAAGCUACAAAGGUUCAGAAGAAGAGCUGGCCGAUAUUAAAACAGCGUACUUGGAUUUUGAGGGAGACAUGGACAGAAUAAUGGAGUCUGUGCUGUGUGUGGACUAUACAGAUGAACCAAGAAUACGUAAAAUCAUUGAAGAAGCCAUUGAGGCUGGUGAAGUCCCAUCCUACAAAGCUUUUGUAAAAGAGUCCAAGCGGAAAAUGAGUGCAAGAAAAAGGCAGGCAGAAAGAGAAGCCAAAGAAGCAGAAAAGUCUAAAGUUGAACUGGGCCUCGGUGGAGAAGAUGAUUUGAAAGCAAUGAUUCAAAGCAGAAAUAAAGAUCGACAAAAGGAGAUGGAAGACUUUUUGGCCCAAAUGGAAGCCAAAUAUGGGAACAAGGCUAAAAAAGGAGGAAAGAAGACAGCAGCCAAGAAAGGAACAAAAUAA